GAUUGCUGCACAUGAUCUUGCUUGCAGCAGAUCCAGCAUGGACCCUCCUCCUAGCAUGAGUGAUCUGAGGAUUGUUCUUCUGGGGAAGAGCGUGUCAGAAAACAGUCGUGUGGGAAACUUCAUCUUAGGACGAGCAGCGUUUGACAGUGAAGCUCCUCCAGAUGUUGUAGAGAGAGUCGGAGGAAGACUGAAGGACAGACACCUGAUCAUCAUCAACAGUCCUCAGCUGCUCCAGACGAACAUCUCAGAUCAUCAGCUCACACAGACAGUGAGAGAGUGUGUGCAUCUGUCUGAUCCAGGACCUCAUAUCUUCAUAAUCACACUGCAGUAUAAAGACUUCACCGAGGAGGACCUGAGAAGAGUGAAAUAUAUGCUGGAGAGAUUCAGUGAAGAGGCCGUUAAACGCUCUAUAGUGAUCACGACUGAUGAAGAGGCGCAUGAUGCUGCGAGAGCUAAUGAAUUAAUUCAGCAGUUAAUUAUCAAAUGUGGAGGAGGACAUCUGCAGCUUGAUCAUAAAAACGAGGAAUGCUGCUCUAUAAUAUUGCAGCGAUUAGAGAAGAUCCUCGGAGAUAACAGUGAAGAGGAUCUGUAUCAUGAUGCAGAAGGAUCAUCAGUCGAUGAAGAUCAGAGCAGAUCUUUUGUUUCACUCCGAAUAGAGGAGGAAGAGGAAGAUUUGGAUGAAGAUGAUGAUGGAAAAUCCCAAGACACUCAUAUAGAGAAAAAGGAAGCCAAAGGUUUUCUUCAUAAUAUACCAAAACUAUCCUUUUUUAGUACUCCAGAUCCGAGACAUGAGCGUGAGCAAGCAAAGAGAAGUGUACAUGCGAGCAGGAAACCGAAGCUGUGUGUUGUGUUGUGUGGAAGUGAUGGAAGACUGAAGGCCUCCGUAUCUAAACUUAUAAGAGGAAAAAAGCAGUUUCUUUCCCCCUUGCACCAGAAAGAGAAAGAGUGUGUGAGGAGAGACGUGGAGAUUCAUGCUCAUCUGAUGAGUCUGGUGAAGCUUCCAGCUCUGACUCGGCUCUCAGAGGAGGACGUGAUGCAUCAGACUCUCAACUGUGUGUCUCUCUGUGAUCCUGGAGUUCAUGUUUUCCUCCUCAUUGUUCCUGCUGGUCCACUGACUGAUGAAGACAAAGCAGAAAUGGAGGAGAUCCAGAAGAUAUUCAGCUCAAGGAUCAAAAACCACCUCAUGGUUCUUAUAAUCCAAGAGAAGAACAUGUUUAGUAAAUGGAUUAGUAGUAAAAGUAGUCUACAUAGUAUUUCAUCUGCUCUGAUGUGUCUUCAGUCAUUUGAAGGUCGUCAGUUUGUUUUGGAGAACAGCUCACGGAUUCCAGAUCUACUGCAGGAUGUGAAGAACAUGGUGCAAGAGAAUGGAGGAAGUUGUUACACAACCUUCAUGUACCUUCAGGCUCGAGUAGAACUGGAGAGAAACAAACACAGAGCUGAAAUAGAGGAACUGAGAAGAUCUAUGAUGAAUACUCAGUCAACAGCAGGUUUAACACACAAUUAUGUUGCUGUGAGGAUUGUGCUGCUGGGAAAGACAGGUGCUGGGAAAAGUGCAACGGGAAACACAAUACUGGGAAGAGAAGCUUUUAUAUCAAAACUGACUUCACGCUCAGUGACCAGAGAGUGUGAGAAAGAAACCUCUGAGUUCAACAGAAGACGGAUUACUGUGAUCGACACUCCAGGCCUGUUUGAUACUGGAGUUGAUAAUGUUGAGACCAGGAAGGAGAUUGUGAAGUGUGUCUCAAUGGCAGCACCUGGACCACAUGUGUUUCUGCUGGUGAUUCAACUGGGACGAUUCACUCAAGAGGAGAAAGAUGCAGUGAAGAUGAUCCAGGACAUGUUUGGAGACAAAUCCAGAAUGUAUACCAUGGUGCUCUUCACCAGAGGAGAUGAUCUUAGAGGAUCAAGAGUUGAAGAUUUUAUUGAAGGUGAUGAUAGCUUACAGUACCUCAUCAAGCAGUGUGGUCACAGAUACCAUGUGUUCAGUAACAAAGACACUAAAGAUCAGAUGCAGGUUUCUGAGCUGCUGGAUAAGAUUGACUGUAUGGUGGCAGCAAAUGGACAAAGUUUCUACACCAAUGAGAUGUUCCAGCAGGUGGAGAAGAACAUCAGAGAAGAGCAAGAAAGAAUCAUGAAAGAGCGAGAAGAAGAGAUCAAGAGAAAAGAAGAAGAAUUGAGAGCCAAAUAUGAAGCAGAAAUAGAAGAAAUUAAGAAAGAAAAUGAGAGAGAAAGACAAGAGAUGCAGAAUGAACUGAGAAAAAGUGAAGAAGAAUUCAAAAAGAGAGAAGAAGAGAUCAAGAAAGAAACAGACGAAAAUCUACAAAAAGAGCUGCAGAGAAAACUAGAGGAGAAACAGAAACUAUUUGAAGAAGAAAAUAAAAGAAAAGAAAAUGCUUUGGGAGAGCAACGAGAGAACUUCAUAAAAUACUUGGAAGAAAAGCACGAGAAAGAAAAACAAAAACUUAAGGAGAAAAUUCAGCGUGAAACAAGAGAACAAGCAGAGUGUGAAUAUCUCAUAAAACUCGAAAGAGAAGUAGCUGAAGCUUUAAAAGAAGCUGAAGAACAACUACCAUGUAGUGCAAAACGAGCUCGUGACUGGAGUCAGUUUGGAGGUUUUAUCGGAGCAGCUGCUGGAAGUUUUGUUGGUUCUUAUGAAGACAUGGUGUGUUGGAUUAUCAGAAUAAGUUCUAAAUGUCAAGCUCAUAAGCAAACUGAAGGUUCGCAGAAGGAGUCCAGACUUGGAUCGGCCCCACAGCAGGAGGCAUCGCAGUUCAAGUGUUGAUCGCCCCAAUAUGUCAAUACAGGCAUCUACAAAACCAGACCUGAACCUGGUGUUGUGUGGAAGUGAUGCUGCUCUGAA
Sinocyclocheilus grahami is the source of this 2860-nucleotide messenger RNA. Its product is annotated as GTPase IMAP family member 8-like. Gene Ontology annotation, molecular function: GTP binding. The coding region runs from base 38 to 2782 and encodes 914 amino acids. The record is from RefSeq and is a predicted model, not a curated record. NCBI's taxonomy places the organism in Eukaryota, Metazoa, Chordata, Actinopteri, Cypriniformes, Cyprinidae. The transcript has 8 exons.